Plasmodium gaboni is the source of this 947-nucleotide messenger RNA. Lineage: Eukaryota; Apicomplexa; Aconoidasida; Haemosporida; Plasmodiidae. The record is from the annotation of a RefSeq genome assembly.
CAAUAUUGUUAUGAAUAUGAACGAUUAUUGAAUAAACGAAAAGCUUGUUAUAAUAAUUAUCUUACUAAAUGUAGAGAAAAUUUAAAAAGCCACAAAACAUAUAAUAAUCCAACGUCAUAUCAGUCUGAAGUGGACACAAUUCAAAGAAUAACAAAAAAGAAAUAUAAAUGUAGUGACAAUGAUUGCACAAAAGAUGGCAACGUACAUUUAGAAGCAUUUUUUGAUCCUAAAAAACUUUCUACAAAUAAAAUAUAUUGUUGUGGAUGUCUAAAUAAUCCUAGAGAUAUAUUAAAUAUAUUUGGAACAAAAAAUAAUAAAUCCACUUAUAUUGAUGCGAUAUUAAACAAAUUGAAAAUAUGUGCAACAAAAGAUGACUAUUUAGAUGGAGCUAGAAAUGGUCAAAUCUCGAGUAAGGGAAAAUUGUCAGAAAUAUGUAAUAUAAAUUAUAGUAAUUCUAAUUUGCGAGGUACGGGAACGUGUACUGGGAUGCCAUGUGAAAACUAUUACAAAAACGUAAAACAAUGGAUAUGUGGUUCUACAAAAGGUACAUCUGGCGAACAAUUAAAAAAUGGAUGGAAUGAUGGAACAGGAAGUGCCUGUUUACCUCCAAGAACACAACGGUUAUGUCUAGGAAGAAUAUAUUCUAAUAAUUGCACAGAAAAAGGUAUUGAACAUAUUUACACUAAUGAACAAUUAUUGACUGAAUUAAUUAUUGCAGCAAAAUUUGAAGGGGCAGAAUUAUAUGCUAAAUAUAUAACUGAUGAUAAAAAUAAUAGUAGAACAUCUUACGAUAAAAUGGACAGAUUAUGUAAUGCUGCAAAAUACAGUUUUGCAGAUAUAGCAGAUAUAGUAAAAGGAACAAGCAUAUGGACAAGUAAUGAUACAGAUACAAUGGAAAAUAAUUUUAAAAUAAUGAUUUGGAAAUAUAUAUAAGAAAAUAGAUACAU